AAAUUUAGGGGUAUUUAGAGAAGUAUUCUCCUUUUCAGUCCACUGAGUUUCUCUUUUCCUUUUCCCUCUCUCUCUCUCUCUCUCUCUCUCUCUCCAUGUGAUUUUGCUUGAUCCUAAUUUAAUUUUUAAUAAGCAAAUUUCUGAAAAUUCUCUUCCAAAAAAUGUUAUCAUCAUUUUCACCUUGAUCCCCUCUCUCUACUGUCACUUCUUCUGCACACAUUCACUUCUCUUCCUCUCUCUCUAAAUUAUCUAAUUUCUCUUCAUCACAUUCCAUCAUAAUGUAAUAGCGCCUGUCUUUUAGCUGAUUUUUCUACCUCGAUUUUGGCCGGAGACUUUAUUUUUUUUGGGAAGUUUCGUGCUCAUUGUGCCUCAUUCUUCAAUUCGUGACCAGUUUUUCCUCUAUAAGUUUUCUCAUUUCUGAAUGUUGUGGGGAUAAUCGGUGAAUUUUGGCGCAUUUUGAGGUAACGGUUGGUUGCGUUGGAGAAUUUUGGGAUCUGCUCUGAUUUUGACGUCAAUUGGGAUCUCUUUGCUUGUAUUAUAAAUCAACGGUUUGGAUCCGAUCGGGGGAGAAACAGCGCCAUCAGAUGGCGCUGUUCAGACGCUUCUUUUACCGGAAGCCGCCGGAUCGGCUUCUUGAAAUCUCCGAGAGAGUUUAUGUGUUUGAUUGUUGCUUCUCCACUGAUGUGUUGGAAGAAGAUGAGUACAAAGUGUACUUGGGUGGCAUUGUGGCACAAUUGCAGGACCAUUUUCCUGAUGCUUCCUUCAUGGUGUUUAAUUUUAGAGAAGGGGAUAAGCGGAGCCAAAUAUCAGACGUAUUAUCUCAAUACGAUAUGACAGUCAUGGAUUAUCCUCGUCAAUAUGAAGGAUGUCCUAUGCUUCCGCUGGAGAUGAUCCACCACUUCCUUCGAUCUAGCGAAAGCUGGUUGUCCUUGGAGGGGCAGCAAAAUGUGUUGUUAAUGCAUUGCGAAAGAGGAGGAUGGCCUGUGCUUGCGUUCAUGCUCGCAGGUCUUUUGUUAUAUCGGAAACAGUAUAACGGGGAGCAGAAGACUCUUGAAAUGAUCUACAAGCAAGCUCCCAAAGAACUUCUACACCUUUUAUCUCCUUUAAAUCCACAACCUUCCCAACUAAGAUAUCUUCAGUACAUUUCUAGAAGAAAUUUUGGUUCCGAUUGGCCUCCAUCUGAUACGCCCUUGGUGUUGGAUUGCCUGAUGCUCAGGGCUCUUCCAUUGUAUGAGGGGGGAAAGGGCUGCAGGCCAGUUGUACGAGUUUAUGGUCAGGAUCCUUCAAAGCCAGCCAACAGAACUUCUAAGCUUCUGUUCUCGACUUCAAAGACAAAAAAACAUGUUAGGCAUUACCUACAGGAAGAGUGUAUGCUGGUGAAAAUAGACGUCCGAUGCCGUGUUCAAGGGGAUGUUGUUCUUGAAUGCAUCCAUUUGGAAGAAGAUCUUGUUCGCGAGGAGAUGAUUUUUAGAGUUAUGUUUCAUACAGCAUUUGUUAGGGCAAAUGUUUUGAUGCUCUGUCGUGAUGAAAUUGACACUUUGUGGGAUGCCAAGGACCAAUUUGCAAAGGACUUCAAGGCAGAGGUACUUUUUGGGGAUGGUCAUGCCAUUGUGCCUAAUCUCACUGCAGUUAAAGCAAAUGAAGAUGGGAAUGAGGCAGAAAUUGCUUCGCCUGAGGAAUUUUUUGAGGCCGAAGAGAUAUUCAGCAAUGCGGUAGAUGCACAAGAAGCAAAAGGGGAUUAUGACACUCACACAGACUAUGACAACUUGACAGUUGACAUAGAACAUAAAGAAGUCUUCACGGAUACAUUUGAUGAUGGGAAUCACAAAGAGGGUUGGAAGAUGGAUUUUAAUGUUGAUCCAGUGAAGGACAUAGCUGUGGAUGAUGUGAAAUACAAGAUGGAUGAGAAGGUAGACCCUGAUCUUCAAGCAGUGAAAGACAUAACUGUGGAUGAUGGGGAUAUCAAGGUAGAUUCAAUCGUUGUUGCUGUUGAUACAUUGAGAAACGAAGCAAUAAAGGAAGUGGAUGAAGAUUUUAGUGAAGAUUUCAAAGAGAUGGAAAAUAAAGCUAAUGGAGAAAACAAUAAUAAAAGAAUUUUGGAAGCCACACUUCCACAGCUAAAGUUGAGUGUCGAUGUUGGUACACAAAAACCUGAGAAGUUAGUUCCACCUUCACCUAGGAAUGCAAUACCUGUUGUUGCAGAUUCAACUGUCGUGAAACAAAAAAUCAAACAACUUGAGCCUCAUGGAACUAAUGGGAAACAAAGAAGGCCAAAUACUGUACCUCGUUGGGUUCCCCCUGAUGAAGCCCCCUUUGCCAAUUCAAUGCAUGUAGCACAUCCACCGUCCAGAUAUAAUAGUGCACCACCUACUCUUGCUUUUGGUGCUUCCCCAAAGGAUUCUAAUGCGGAUGCUCAUGUAAAGGCUUCUUCUGAUACUGCUGCUGCUGGAGAUCUAGCUUCAAACGAGCUUGCUUCCCUUCCAGUUGUAUCACCACGUUUUGGCCCAGCAAAUGUUGUGCCUCCACGUCCCCCAACCCCACCUCCACCUCCACCUCCACCUCAUUCUAGCAAUGCAUUUUCACCUGAGACUCCAGUUAAAGCUCCACCUCCACCUCCACCUCCACCUCCACCUCCACCACCCCCCACCCCUCCCCCUACUUGCACUUCAUUUGUUAGGCAGAAUAUGGAGAUAGCUUCACACCAUGCAUUCCCUCCACCCCCUCCCCCUCCUCCUCCUCCUCCCCCUCCCCCUCGCUCUCCCCCUCCCCCGCCCCCUCCAUCUAAUAGGCAUAAUAUUGGGAUGGUGUUACCUCCUGCACCUCCUCCACCCCCUUGGAAGUCUAGUUAUAGUCCAAGUCUCCCUGUUUCAACUUUGAGUGUUUCAACUCCACCUCCACCACCACCUCCUCCUCAUUCUGUCACUGUUUCAACAAUUCUAAAGGUUGGUGGAGUUGGAACUACUACUCCACCACCACCACCACCACCUCCUCCCAAUCAAGGAUAUUCUCCUCCUCCUCCUACUCUUUGUGGAGGUUCACCUCCACCAUCACCACCACCACCACCAUUACCAGGACGUAGAGUUCCAGCUCCACCACUGCCUCCACCACCACCUCCACUGCCUCCACCGCCACCUCCACUGCCAGGUGGGUCUCCACCUUCACCACCACCACUUGCAUAUGGAGCUCCACCACCUCCUCCUUCACGUGGAGCUCCACCACCACCACCACCACCUCCUCCUCCUCCUUCACAUGGAGCUCUACCACCAUCUCCUUCGUGUGGAGCUCCACCACCACCACCACCUCCACCUCCUCCUACAAGGGGAGCUCUACCACCACCUCCAUCUCUUCCAAUAAGUGCCAUUCCUCCUCCACCAUCUCCCCCCUUUUGUGGAGCCCCACCUCCAUCACCUCCUCCUCUAGGGCGUAGGGCCCCACCUCCACCACCUCCUCCUCCUUCAAGUAGAGCUCCUCCACCACCUCCAAUAAGUGGUGUUCCUCCUCCACCACCUCCUCCCUUUCGUGGAGCCCCACCUCCACCACCUCCUCCAGGGCGCAGAGCCCCACCUUCACCACCUCCUCCUCCUUCAAGUAGAGCUCCUCCACCACCUCCAAUAAGUGGUGUUCCUCCUCCACCACCUCCUCCCUUUCGUGGAGCCCCACCUCCACCACCUCCUCCAGGGCGCAGAGCCCCACCUCCACCUCCACCUCCAGGGCAUGGAACCCCACCACCUCCAGGCCGUGGAGCACCACCACCGCCACCUCCUCCUGGACGUGGAGCUCCUCCUCCACCUUCCAUAGGGAGAGGCCCACCUCCCCCACCUCCUCCUGGAGGCUGUGUUCCUGGCCCACCUGCUCCACCUGGACCUCCAGGUUUUGGACCCCCUCCGCCUCCGCCAUUAGGUGGCAAAGGAGCUGUAGCUGAUACAAGAGGCCUGGCUUCUGGAAGAGGGCGUGGGGUUUCACGGUCUUCAGGGAUGUGUUCAGCUGGAACAGCACCUAGAAGAUCAUCCUUAAAGCCUCUUCACUGGAGCAAGGUAACAAGGGCAUUACAAGGAAGUUUGUGGGAGGAGCUGCAAAGACAUGGGGAGCCCCAAAUUGCACCAGAGUUUGACGUGUCAGAGCUAGAGAGCCUUUUCUCGGCAACAGUCCCCAAACCUGCUGAUUCAGGAGGCAAAGGUGGAGGAAGACGCAAAUCUGCUGGAUCAAAAACUGACAAAGUUCACCUGAUUGACCUGAGGAGGGCCAACAACACUGAAAUUAUGCUCACAAAAGUUAAGAUGCCACUGCCUGACAUGAUGGCUGCAGUUCUAGCAAUGGAUGAAUCAAUAUUAGAUGCUGAUCAAGUGGAAAAUCUUAUCAAAUUCUGCCCUACUAAGGAGGAGAUGGAACUUCUCAAGGGCUACACUGGUGACAAGGAGAACCUGGGAAAGUGUGAACAGUAUUUUCUGGAGCUGAUGAAAGUGCCUCGUGUUGAGUCAAAAAUGAGAGUAUUUUCUUUCAAGAUUCAGUUCGGCUCUCAGAUAACAGAAUUUAAAAAGAGCUUAAACACAGUAAACUCUGCUUGUGACGAGGUUCGGAAUUCCCUCAAGUUGAAGGAAAUUAUGAAGAAGAUUCUUUAUUUAGGGAAUACAUUGAACCAAGGAACUGCAAGGGGUUCAGCAAUUGGUUUCAAGUUGGACAGUCUUUUAAAACUUACUGACACACGUGCCUCUAACAGCAAGAUGACACUUAUGCAUUACCUUUGCAAGGUACUUGCAGCCAAGUCACCCGCGCUUCUAGAUUUUCACCUGGACCUUGUUAGCCUUGAAGCUGCAUCUAAGAUACAAUUGAAGUCUUUAGCAGAAGAAAUGCAAGCUAUAAUCAAAGGAAUAGAAAAGGUGAAACAGGAGCUGUUGGCAUCAGAGAAUGAUGGUCCUGUAUCUGAAGUUUUCCAUAAGACUUUGAAAGAAUUCAUUUCUGUUGCUGAGACAGAGGUGGCAUCUGUGACAAAUCUAUAUUCUGUUGUGGGUAGAAACGCAGAUGCACUUGCACUUUAUUUUGGUGAGGAUCCUGCUCGUUGCCCAUUUGAGCAAGUUACCGCAACUCUAUUAAAUUUUGUGAGGUUGUUCCGCAAAGCACAUGAAGAAAAUUUGAAACAGGCUGAAUUGGAAAAGAAGAAAGCUGAGAAGGAAGCUGAAAUGGAGAAGGCAAAGGGAAUAAAUCUUACAAAAAAGAGUGACACAUAGUUGUGAAUUGAUAUGUUGCUUCCCCUACAUGGCAGUGUGAGCUCCCUGCCACACAGCGGACUUUGUGCCGCAUUGUUUUUUUAGUCAGUGACGGCAAAAAUUGCUGCUGAGGACCUCAGCUCCAACUUCUCCAUUACAGAGUGAAAUAAGCCUCACAAGGUGAAAUAGGCAAAGGUGAAAAGGCUAUUCCUUGAGGCUUGUGGAGCUUAAAGCAUGCAAAAGGUUCAUUCAAUCAGAUGAUGAGUUCAACACAUUAGAUUUUACACGGAUCAUGUUUUUGCAAAAUAGAGUGGUUAAAUAUGUCGGCGUAGUGAAUCGUACAGUGCAGAAUAUAUUUGAGGAGAUGAUAUGGCCCUUGGCAUUUGUUCUUCAAGAAAUUCUGUAUGAUUUUGUCGUUUGGUUUGGCAGCACCAGAGCAGAGCAGAUGCCUCGAGUAAUCUAAAGCACAAAGCAGCUCUGUACCAUGAGACCAUGUACAAAGCUCUAACCCCUCCCUAACAUUAGAUUCAAUUCUUUUCUCGUAACACAUAGGGCGCUGUUUUUCUUUCUUUUUUUUUUUUUUUAAUGUCUUAGUUUUGUUUCUAAUUGAAAAUUUGAGCUAACCCAUCCUGAAAUAUGUUGUAUAGGUGUUCAGGUUAAGAUAGAGCAAUUAGAAGAGGUGUUGCUUUUAGUGUAAUUGUAUUAUAACAUCGAAAUAUAAGUUGCAGAAUGAAAAUUUCUUGUUUCUUUAA
This is a messenger RNA of Hevea brasiliensis (rubber tree), 5956 nucleotides long. Its product is annotated as formin-like protein 20. The record is from RefSeq and is a predicted model, not a curated record. NCBI's taxonomy places the organism in Eukaryota, Viridiplantae, Streptophyta, Magnoliopsida, Malpighiales, Euphorbiaceae. The coding region runs from base 585 to 5225 and encodes 1546 amino acids. The transcript is spliced from 17 exons.